UCACGCAGGAACAGCGUGUGUGAUCUCGCGCGCCAUCAGAGACCCAAGAGAUCAACUAUGGCGGAAAGGUAGGGAAGACGUUCAUCACCUAAACAGGGGAUUCGGCCUCAGAGAGCUACAGUCUGACCGGCACACCAGUCUCCAUCUGCUCAACACGGAAGUCGCUGUUGUAGAGCAAAGACUUUCUGUCCUGUCUCUUGGUUGUGCGCAACGCCAGGCCCCGGAACACAAAAAAAGAUGCCGAAUAUUAAGAUUUUCAGCGGGAGCUCCCACCAGGAUUUGUCUCAGAGGAUAGCCGAUCGGCUCGGACUCGAGUUGGGAAAGGUCGUCACGAAAAAGUUCAGCAAUCAAGAAACAUGUGUGGAGAUUGGAGAGAGCGUACGUGGCGAGGACGUGUACAUCGUUCAGAGUGGCUGUGGAGAGAUCAAUGACAACCUGAUGGAGUUGCUGAUUAUGAUUAACGCCUGCAAGAUAGCAUCGGCUUCCCGUGUCACCGCAGUCAUUCCCUGUUUUCCUUAUGCUCGCCAAGACAAAAAGGACAAGAGUCGGGCGCCAAUCUCCGCCAAACUGGUGGCCAACAUGCUGUCGGUCGCAGGAGCAGAUCAUAUCAUCACCAUGGAUCUGCAUGCCUCUCAGAUUCAGGGGUUCUUUGACAUACCCGUGGACAACCUGUAUGCUGAGCCUGCUGUGCUGAAGUGGAUUAAGGAAAACAUCCCUGAAUGGAAGACCUGCACCAUUGUCUCUCCAGAUGCUGGAGGAGCUAAAAGGGUCACGUCUAUAGCAGACCGGCUGAAUGUUGACUUUGCCCUCAUUCACAAAGAGAGGAAAAAGGCUAAUGAGGUGGAUCGCAUGGUGUUGGUGGGAGACGUGAAAGACCGUGUAGCUAUCUUGGUUGAUGACAUGGCUGACACAUGCGGCACCAUCUGCCAUGCUGCUGACAAGUUAAUAUCAGCCGGUGCAACCAAGGUGUAUGCUAUCCUUACCCAUGGCAUUUUCUCAGGGCCUGCCAUCUCGCGCAUCAACAAUGCCUGCUUUGAAGCUGUAGUUGUGACCAACACCAUUCCACAGGAAGAGAAGAUGAAGCAUUGUCCUAAGAUACAGGUUAUUGACAUUUCAAUGAUCCUCGCAGAAGCUAUUCGUCGGACCCACAACGGCGAGUCUGUCUCGUAUCUCUUCAGCCAUGUCCCCUUGUAACCCAUCCUCAGCGUGUCUCUUCAUUGUCCUCUUAAUUACCAAAAAAAAAAAGGGAAGGCUGACCUUAAGUUCUCACUAAGCUGUAUCUGACCGAGACCCCAAAGGAAUUUAAACUUCUCUGAAAACCUAACAUGCAAUCCACCUGUUGGAGUUGUUCAUCCCUAGUUGAGGAUUUUAGCAAGACUUGACUUUUUUUUAAGGUUAAGACUGUGUCCUUGUUCUUCAACAUCUCCUUUUUAUUGCAUUACAUGAAUAGUUGCGACUAGCUUGACUAGAUGCUCAGCCAUUCUGGUGACAAUCUGUUACACUUUAAUCUAUUUGGGUUCAAUUUCUAUAUUUGCAACAUGCAUCUCUACACAGGCAGAAUGUUUAAGAUCGUCAAGUGAGUUUAUUUCCUUCUUCUGUUCCUUAUGGUUUGUUUUAGUAGAUGCUGGGGGAUCGUAACUUGGGGUCUCUGCAGGCUGGAGCUUCCUUGAGAGUUCUUUUGUCCACUUUCUUUACUUUUUAAAUUUGAAUGUAUUUUCUAAAAUGAUUUAGCCACACUUUUUUUCACACUUUUCCAUGUUGAAAGUCUUAAUUCUGUUUCUUUUAUAUACUGUAUGUUGAGUUUACUUUGUUUUUCAUUUCCAAAGGCUAAAUUUGUUCUUAUUAAAGAAUUGUGACAAAGAGCA
Molecule: messenger RNA, 1865 nt
Organism: Clarias gariepinus (North African catfish)
Lineage: Eukaryota; Metazoa; Chordata; Actinopteri; Siluriformes; Clariidae
Gene: prps1b
Product: phosphoribosyl pyrophosphate synthetase 1B
Exons: 7
Coding region: 238-1194 (318 amino acids)
Biological process (GO): purine nucleotide biosynthetic process; ribonucleoside monophosphate biosynthetic process; 5-phosphoribose 1-diphosphate biosynthetic process
Cellular component (GO): cytoplasm; ribose phosphate diphosphokinase complex
Molecular function (GO): ribose phosphate diphosphokinase activity; magnesium ion binding; ATP binding
Source: RefSeq, a predicted model, not a curated record